UGGUUGGUGGUUGUGUCAAAUUUUACAUUGUAUGUCCUUUCUAUUUCAUUAGGGAGUUCAAAGCAUAUAUAAGAACUCAUCGUGCUUCUAGAUCUCCAUGUCCAUUAUUGUUUUAUUUGUCGGAGGACCAUUUCUGAUAGCUACAAAGCAGUUUUAUCUGUUGGGAAAGAAAGCUUUAGGUGUUGGAUGGUUGUUAUAGUUGUUCUAACACUGUGCUAUAGAAUAUACGGAUUGUUUCUUUCUCAUUAAGUUAGUCUUAAAGGUUUGGAAUUUUGGCAACUUUUCUCCAUGGCGUUAAAGGAUGUUUUGGACAAGGACAGCCUUUUCUCCCCGUUUCAGGCGACUAUGGUCUUCUUCCUCUGUGCUCCACUAACUCUUGUAGGUACUCACAACCUUAUGCAGAUUUUCACAGCUGCUGUACCACCUCAUCACUGCCGCUCUAACAUCACAAUGUACCACAACCGCCUACCAACAGAUCCUUGUACUCGUUUUGUUUCAUUCCUGACCAAUGACACGGAGUCCUGCAGUGAGAAUGAUGGCUGGGAUUAUGAUCUGAGUGUAUACACAUCAACUAUCAUUAAUGAGUGGAACUUGGUGUGUCAACGGGAAUAUAUGAAGGAAUUGGCCCAGUCCCUUUACAUGGCGGGGGUUCUGGUAGGAGCAAUAGUAUAUGGACCACUUGCAGACAGAUUUGGACGGCGGGUUGUACUUCUGUGUUGUCUCCUGCAGAUCGCCACUAUGGGAAUAGGAGCUUCGCUCUCUCCCAACAUCAUGGUAUACUGCAUCUUCCGUUUCAUGACUGGCAUGGGAAUCUGUGGCUUAAUCAUUAAUGACCUUGGCCUCGCCAUGGAGUGGACUCCUCAAAGAUUUCGCCCAAUGGUUUCCAUGCUUCAAGGUUACUGUCUUUCCAUAGGGCAGACUAUCCUGGCAGGUGUGGCAUAUGCUCUAACAGACUGGCGUUGGCUGCAGUUGGCACUGUCCCUACCUUACUUCAUCUUCUUUAUUCUUGUCUGGUGGGUACCCGAGUCUUCUCGCUGGCUUCUGCUGAAGAAGCGUACACAUCAAGCACUUACUAACUUAAAUCGUGUGGCCAGGAUCAAUGGAAAGAAAGGGGACAGUACUAUCACGCUAGAGAUGGUGAAGCUUGAAGAUCAAAAAGAUAGUCCUACACGGAAUAAUAAACUGACGCCCGUUGACUUGUUCCGUACCCCUGCAAUGCGCAAAAUAACCAUUAGCCUCUGUAUGUCCUGGUUCUCCGGCAGCUUCUGUUACUUUGCUCUUGCAAUGGAUAUCCAACGAUUUGGCCUCAGCAUAUACUUGGUUCAAGUUGUAUUUGGCUGCACAGAAAUCCCACUCAGGGUUCUGAGUUCCGCAACUGCUGCUUACAUCGGCAGGCGAUUCACAGUGUUCUCCUCCCUUUUCCUAUCUGGGGUCAUUAUACUUGCCAGCUUGGCUGUCCCAGCAGACAUGCUCAUGCUACAGAUGACUUUCAGUAUCCUAGUCAGAGGAUUUCUUGGUUCUUAUUUCGUAUGUGGCUAUCUCUAUACAGCUGAACUCUACCCCACAGAGCUCAGACAGACAGGCAUGGGAUUCACCAACAUGAUGAUGAGAUUGGGUGCUGUGGUCUCACCUCUAGUGACGAUGACAAAAGCGUAUAUGUCGUUUCUACCUCUUUUGAUAUUCGGUGUGGUGUCCACUGUAUGUUCAAUACCCCUUCUGUUUCUACCAGAGACACUCAACUCUCCCCUUCUCGACACAGUGGAGGAAGUAGAGAAAGGGAAUCGUAAAGAGAUUAACAAUAAUACAACAAAGGAAACCCAAUCUGUACGGAACACCAAACUGUAGAGAAAUUUCCUUGCACAACAUGUGACACCCGAUAAGACUGUAUUCGAUACUGCACGAUGACAG
Pelobates fuscus (common spadefoot toad) is the source of this 1908-nucleotide messenger RNA. Its product is annotated as solute carrier family 22 member 6-A-like. The transcript has 10 exons. Bases 289 to 1845 code for a protein of 518 amino acids. The record is from RefSeq and is a predicted model, not a curated record. Lineage: Eukaryota; Metazoa; Chordata; Amphibia; Anura; Pelobatidae. Gene Ontology annotation, molecular function: transmembrane transporter activity. Gene Ontology annotation, biological process: transmembrane transport.